AGCGAUGGCUUUUGUGCGCCAGUAAUUGCGAGUUCAUGCACGAGAAAGCGGUCCGUCUAUGAAGAUGAUGAAGAUAAAGAGGAGGAACCUAGCGAAGAAGCAGCCAUGUCGUAUUUCUCUGUUCCUUCAUUUAUUCUUUACGAGGUGGCAACAAUUGCGAAGGGCGACGCUGACAGCACGGUGUUUUUCGACACAUCCCCAUCUCAAAUCAAGGACUUCUUGUUCGCUCAAGUACUCGGCACCCGAUUGGAUCUUAUUAUACAAAGAGCGUUAGCUGGUUUCAAACGAUGGGAUGCUGUGUACAUGUUACAUAUUGCACAGCAUGAAUAUGUCUUUGAAAAUAGUUUGGCAUUUUUUCCGUUCUACCCCAUGACUAUAAGGCUGCUUUCUAUGGCUUUGGCAGCUCCAUUUGUUCAUUUCGGUUUUAUACAUGUGUCGUCCGCCUUGUUGAUAUCGGCAGUGGCGAUAAACCUGGGUUGCUUUCUUAUCGCGGCCGCUCUUCUUUAUCGCAUUGUGCUGCGUGUUUCCCGUUCUGUUAAACAAGCUAUAAUUGCUGUGCUGCUGUUCUCGGCAAACCCAGCAUCGAUAUUUUUCUCUGCUGCAUAUACAGAAUCGCUUUACUGCAUGUUAACCUUUGCUGGCAUUUGCGUACUACUAGAGGAUCGGCCGUCGUUUUUUAUACGCUAUCUCGGCUCUCUCCUCUGUUUCGGUCUCGCCUAUGCUACGCGAUCUAAUGGUUUGAUUAAUAUUGGAUAUGUGGGCUUCUUUUGCUUGAUUGAUUUCAUGCUCAAUGUGGAUCAUGAAAAUCCCAGGCGGCGUCGUGUGCUAUUGCGAAGGCCUGUCGCCGUUAUCGUUUCA
Molecule: messenger RNA, 858 nt
Organism: Ostertagia ostertagi
Lineage: Eukaryota; Metazoa; Nematoda; Chromadorea; Rhabditida; Trichostrongylidae
Source: the annotation of a GenBank genome assembly